AUGAGAUUCGUUAUCUUAUUAUGCAUGAUAGGAUUAGUAUUUUGUGAUUUACCUGUUCAUUGCUUGAAACACUAAGUUGCAGGAAAAUGGAGACUAUAUUUGGAAAAACCAACUUAAAAAGGUGUUGGAUUAUUACCAUGUGGUCAUGAAGUUCCUGAUAGAGCCAAGACAUCAUAUAUGGCAUAUUCUAGCAACUUUUAAUCAUCAUAAGAUCUUGAAGUUACAUUAGGAGAUGAUUAUAAAGUGAAAUCAAAUUCAAAAUCAGGUGAAUGGACUAUGGUUUAUGAUGAAGGUUUUGAAAUCAAAUUAGGUAAUGUGAAAUAUUUUGCAUUUUCAAAAUAUGAGCCAAAAGGUAGAGAAGGAGUCUCAUAUUGUGAUUAAACUCUUGUGGGAUGGUAUACAAAUUUAGACACAUAAGAAAGAGGUUGUUAUAGAGCUGAAAAAACUGAAAAAGUAGAUGCAUCUGAAUCUAUUAAAACAGUAAGUAUUGUUUAACCUGAAUUUAUGGAUGAUGAUGAUUUGAAAUCUUUAUCAUUUUUAUAAGUUUAAGAAAAAACACCAGAAGCAAAUCAUGAAGAAGUUGUAGAGAAAUUAAAUAAAUAAGAAGGAACAUGGAAAGCUAAAGUUUAUGAUAAUAUGAAGGGUAAGAGUUUUGCUGAAGUUGCUAAAUCAUUGGGAAAGAAAAAAGGAUUCAAAAAAGAUAAAUCAUAUAAAUAAUAAGAUUAAACAGCAAAUAAAGCAUUCAUUCAAACUGCUGAGUAUUCAGAUUUACCAUCAUCUUUUAAUUGGAAAGAGUAUAUAAAUAUUUAUUUAUAUUAGAAAACUUGCACCUCCUAGAUAAUAAGGAUAAUGUGGAUCUUGUUAUGCAAUAGCUACAAUGUCUAUGUUAUCAGCAAGAUUAAAAAUAAAAGGUGAAAAUGUUGAUCUCUCUCCUUAAUGGUCUUUAAAUUGCAAUUAUUUUAAUUAAGGAUGUGAUGGUGGUUAUCCUUAUUUAGUAAAUAAAUUUGCUGAAGAAUAAGUACUUGUUUCUGAAGCAGCAGAACCAUAUUAAGGAUUUGAUGGAUCUUGUAAUUUUUAAAAAGCUAAAUCAUAAUCAAAAGUUUAUUCUACAAAGUUUAUUAUAUAUUUAUAAUUAUUUUUAGAAACUAUAAAUAUUUAGGAGGUUCAUAUGGUAGAGUUUCAGAAUAAGUUAUAAUGGCAGAAAUAAUGAAGAAUGGUCCUGUUGUAUUGAGUUUUGAACCAUCUUAUGAUUUCAUGUAUUAUGAAUCUGGUAUUUAUCAUUCCAAAGCAUAAACAAAUGAUUAUGCUGAAUGGGUAUUCAAUUGAUAUUUAUUGAUAGGAAAAAGUUGAUCAUUCAGUCUUAUGUUAUGGAUGGGGAGAAGAGAAUGGUGUUAAAUAUUGGAUGUUAUAAAACAGUUGGGGAAAUGAAUGGGGAGAGGGAGGAAACUUUAGAAUGAAAAGAGGAGUUGAUGAAUCAGCUAUUGAAAGUAUGGCUGAAGCAUCAGAUCCAUAUGUCAUAAAUUAGAAUUCAAGUACAAGUUUUUCCGAGAAAAAAUCAAAAGAAUCAGAUUUCGAUUAUGAAGAUGAUGACAAUAUCUUUUCUUUCAAUUAGAUUAGAUAAAACUUAAAAUGAAA
This is a messenger RNA of Paramecium pentaurelia, 1635 nucleotides long. NCBI's taxonomy places the organism in Eukaryota, Ciliophora, Oligohymenophorea, Peniculida, Parameciidae. The record is from the annotation of a GenBank genome assembly.